This is a messenger RNA of Sparassis crispa, 4434 nucleotides long. Its product is annotated as Retrovirus-related Pol polyprotein from transposon TNT 1-94. Lineage: Eukaryota; Fungi; Basidiomycota; Agaricomycetes; Polyporales; Sparassidaceae. The record is from RefSeq and is a predicted model, not a curated record. Gene Ontology annotation, biological process: DNA integration. Gene Ontology annotation, molecular function: nucleic acid binding; zinc ion binding. The coding region runs from base 1 to 4434 and encodes 1477 amino acids. The transcript has 5 exons.
AUGUCUAGUCUUCAACAGGUUACGAGCCCCGAGAGGCAGCUAAAACGCGCACUCGACUCGCCAGCCGAACCUCCCACACGAGACCGCAAUGAGCGGCGAAUGACGCAACCCCUGGAGCGGACGCUCGUCGCCACGCGGGCGCUCUCCGACUCCUCCACCUUUGCGCAGAGCCUACUGGGACGAACCCGGCAUGCCUACCGGCGGUCACAGGCCGCGCGCGAGACCGCAGUGCAGCGGAGAAAAUCUGUACGCGCAGUCUUCACCACGCAGAUCCGCGGCACCUUCGAGACGGCCCACGCUGAGCCCGAACGCAGGCGGAAGGAGGAUACCGACCACUCUUCGCACAUGAACCUUACGAAGCUCCCCCACAAGCUCACGCCGACGAACUACGUAUCGUGGAUGACGACGAUGGAAUCAACGCUCGACACUAUCGAACUCUUCGAGUACGCUACCGGAGAAGUUCCCGAGCUCGAUCCGGAUGUCGACGAGGCGCUCGUGUCGCAGAUCAGCCACCUCACGGUCGUGGCACAGGUCUGGCAAGAAGUGCGACGACUAUUCGCAGGCGAAACCCUUACCGACUGGACACUUCUUAUCACCAGUCUCGUCACGACGAAGUAUGCCGAUGGCGAAGAUCUGACCCUUCAUAUUGCAAAGAUGAAAGCAUACCGGCGAGAUCUCAUCCUCAUGUCCCGAAAUAUCCCUGACGACCUCUAUGCUUGUUUCAUCCGAAUCUCUAUGCCACAAUCCUGGAACUACGUAUUUUCUGGCCUUUCUCAGUACUACACAUCUUCUGAGAUCGAACGAUGUCUGAAGGAAGAAUAUGCCAUACGACAGAACCAGCAAUCGACAGCGCGAGCAUACAAUGCCAAGCAGCAGUCCGGCAAGCGAUUGAAGAAGGAAUACAAACCAGGCGACCCCUUCUGCAAGAAUUGUGAACGGCCCGGUCACUACAUCAAGGACUGCUGGUCGAAAGGGGGUGGAGCUGAGGGGAAGGGACCACGUAGUAAGAAGAAGGAGAAGAAGGAUUUGGAGAAACAGGAUGCGAAGGGGAAGGAGCGAGUGAACGAGGCGAAAGAAGACUCCGACCAUCUCUCAACGAAAUCGGCCUUCGUUACAUUCACGCCUUCGAGCGAGACAAUCGGCGGCAUUCGGAAGACAGGACCUCAACUUGAGGUGCACGGGAGAGGUGAUAUCCUCAUCCUAUGCCACGUUCAUAGCGGAGACCAGCACAUCGUCACGCUACGAAAUGUAUGCUACUGCCCGGACGCACGUGACAAUAUUAUCUCGGAGAGCCGUAUGGAUCAGAAGGGACUAUCAAUCCACAAGCAGAAUGGCCUGGUAGCUGUCCAGAACUCGAAUGGGAAGGUUAUCAUGGAAGGUGCGCGACAACGUGACUUAUAUGAACUCGACUGCGCAAUCGCCCCUCCAUCCUCCCAUCCCUCUGAGAUCUCAUUCGCCGCCCAACUUUCUCCAUCUGAUAGCGAGCUUUGGCACCGCCGGCUUGCUCAUAUCGGACAGGGCAGUCUCCAAUACAUGGUAAAGCACGCCCUUGUCACAGGACUCAAUCUGAAAUCCAUAGAGACACUUGGCCCAUGCGACGGCUAUGCGAAGGGGAAGCAUCACCAAGCACCCUUUCCGAAGCAAGCCACCAAUCGUGCUACAAGCAUUCUCCAUUGCCUCCACAUGGAUCUUCAAGGACCAUUUGACCUAUCCAUCACCGGCUAUCGCUACACACUCGCUGUCGUUGACGACUACAGCCGCAAGGGAUGGAAGGCUUUCCUGAAGGCCAAAAGCGAUGCGACUUCGGAGAUCAAGGAUUUGAUCGCACGCCUCGAGACAUUCUCUGACAAGAAAGUCAAGAUCGUUCGAUCUGAUGGUGGUGGCGAAUUUAUAGGCAACGACCUCCAGACAUAUUUCAAAUUGAAGGGGAUCAAACACGAGACUUCCGCUCCACACACUCCACCACAGAACGGCGUAGCCGAGCGCUAUAACCAGACGACACAUGAGCACGCCCUCUGCAUGUUGCAAGAAGCGAACAUGAGCUCGGGUUUUUGGCCUGAAGCCCAUGCAUAUGCAUUGCUUGUCCGCAAUCGAAGUCCUACAAGAGCCCUGGUUGAAUCCACGCCCAACGAGAAAUUCUAUGGCCAGAAACCAGAUGUCUCAACCCUUCGCAUUUUUGGAGCACGCUGCCAUGUUCGCGUUCCACCCGAAUCCCGAAAGAAGCUUGAUGCACACUCGCUUGAUGGCAUUUUCUGCAGUUUUGCACCUAAUCAGAAGGCGUACAAGAUCUGGAUCCCUUCGAGGCACAAGUUUAUGGUAUCUCGAGAUGUUAUUGUCUACGAGAAUGUCCCAGCAAUGCCCGAUGAUGAUGACCAAAACCCUGCUUUGAGCGAGGGGGUGACCGCAAGUAAGUCCACUCAAAGCAAUAGUCCUGAUAAGGCUGUUGGCAGAGAAAUUUCCGCGACAUCACCACCACAUCCUCCAACUCCUCAGGCUUCGGCAUCACCAGCUUCAGCGCCAAUUCCUACACCGCCUGAAAAUCAGCCAUCCACUGCAUCAGCACCCACUCCCGCCAGUACUCCCGCACCAGCACCAAUGCCCGCACCAGCUCCCGCACAUCUCCGACGUUCAGAACAUGUCACGCGCCCAUCUUGGAUCAAGCAAGCUGCCGAGAAACAGCAGGCACAAGAACAGGCGAUGAAGACACACAACAAGGCGAUCAAGGAAGCACGCACACUGCGGAGACAAAUGAAGGUACAGGCGAGGACAGCUCCAGAACCCAUACCAGAGGACGCCACAGUCCCAACGACACCCGAAGGUGAUGUCGCGCAAGUCGCCUAUAUGGCGGCAUUUGGCACGGACACACCAAUGAAUUUCUGUGAGGUGACGAAGUGCUCGGAGGCCGAUAACUGGUGGACAGCAAUGCACGAAGAGAUCGACAUGCUGCAGAGGCGUGGUACAUGGGUACUCGAGGACUUGCCACCUGGCCGGAAAGCCAUCGGCAACCGCUGGACAUAUGUUAUCAAGCGUGGCCCACAAGGCGAGAUCCUACGAUACAAAGCCCGACUUGUUGCACAGGGAUUUUCACAGAUUCCCGGCAUAGACUUCAAUGACACAUUUUCCCCCACCGUUCGACUCAAAUCUCUUCGGGCGAUCUUACAUCUCACCGCUGCACAUGGAUGGCAUCGUGGACAGGACGACAUGACUGGCGCGUUCUUGCACAGCAAGGUUGACGUUAUCAUUUAUAUGCAGCAGCCUGUCGGAUUUGACGACGGUACUGGACGUGUUUGUCGCUUACUGCUCAGCUUGUAUGGUCUUAGGCAGUCAUCCCACCUCUGGAAUGAGUACAUGGAUGGCCAACUGUCAACAAUCUCAUUCCAUCGACUGAUCUGCGAUAGUGCCAUCUAUGUUCGUCGUACAGAAACUGGUGCGAAUUCCAUCCUGGCGAUCCAUGUUGACAAUACCCUCAGCUUCUCAGACUCAGCAGAGGAGCUUGCUUCUGUCCGAAAGCAGCUUCACAGUAUCUUUGAGAUGAAGGAGGAGGAUCCCAACUGGUUGAUGGGUUUCGAACUCAUUGACAAUCCCCAGGAACAUACUGUCUCCAUCUCGCACCGCCAGUACAUCUCCACCAUUCUCAGACGCUUCAAAAUGGAGGAUUGUGUUCCUGUACCAACCCCCAUGGAGUCCAGUCUGCACCUCUCAGUUCACGAUGCACCGUCGACACCAGAGGAGAUUGCGGAGAUGAAGAAACGGCCGUAUCGCGAACUUGUUGGCGCCCUGACCUGGAUCUCGGUCAUCUCGCGCCCUGACGUAGCGUUUGUCAGCGCACACCUCGCGCAGUUCAAUGCCAAUCCCGGCAAGAGGCAUUGGGAAGCCGCGAAACGAGUGCUUCGAUAUCUCGCGGGCACUCGCGACCUUCGGCUCGAAUUGGGAACUGCGGACGAGGAAGGCGACACGAAUGAAUUGGUCGGCUAUACGGACGCGGACUGGGCGCGCGACGUUGACACUCGACGCUCCGUCUCGGCAUACAUUUUCCAGCUCGGCAACUCAUCAAUAGCCUGGAGCAGCAAACGCCAGACGACCGUUGCCUCAUCAUCAACUGAGAGCGAAUAUAUGGCCUUGUCUUAUGGCGCGAAACAGGCACUGUGGUACCGGCGUUUCCUCACGGAAAUUGGACUCACUCUCGAAGGAACCCCUACCGCACUCCUAACAGACAAUAUGGCUGCCAAGGACAUUGCGAAGGAUACCCGUCACCAUGGACGUACCAAACACAUCGAUAUACAGCACCACUUCAUCCGCGAGCGCAUACAAGACGGAAACUUCAAUGUCGUUCACUGUCCCACUGCAGCAAACAUUGCUGAUGGACUCACCAAGCCCCUGGACAAGGAGCCAUUUUCCAAAAUGGUUUCUGAUUUAGGACUCUCACUCCAUUGA